AUGAGCAUGUUGGAAACAGACUUAUUCGGAUUUUUCGAUCGUUUCGAUAACUGGACAGAAGACGACAAUGACUUUUUCAUCAAGACAACUCUCGUCGAAAGAUGCAAAGCAGGUCUCAUCCCCGAGCGCCACUGCGAAGAGCCUGAUAAAGUUAAACUGAAAUGCGAGUUCUGCGAUGCUUGUUUCUCCGAGCCAGAUACAGAUGAUGAAAUUCUCGCCACUCAUGCGAUGAUUUCGUCCGAUUGCCCGCUCAUCGUUUCUGAAAGCGCCUUAGAACCGAUGAUCGUCGAGUUCCAGCGACAAGAGCUUCGGCUCACCUCUUUGGAGCUGCUACGAAAAACCCAAUGCCCACACUUGAGUCGUGAAUUUAUCACAAAACUCGCCGACGAAGGCUUCUACUUCGACGAGCGAAUCCAAAUGAUCAAAUGCUUCUUUUGCGUGACCACUAUUCCCGUUUCCCGCCUGACAAAAACGAAUCUAUCAGAAGUUUACUUCACGCAAUUCCACUCAAAAGCCCUCGUUCAAUGCAAACAACUACUAAACGUGAUCGGCCCCAAGAGGUUUCUCGAACUUAGAGAUAGCCGUCAAGCUCCUGCUACGACUCCUGUUGAACCAAAACCCAUCAACACAAAGCCUGCACGCCAAAGCCCAGUCGUUGAGGAGAAUCAUGCGUCUGCUUAUUACUGA
Oikopleura dioica is the source of this 687-nucleotide messenger RNA. Lineage: Eukaryota; Metazoa; Chordata; Appendicularia; Copelata; Oikopleuridae. The record is from the annotation of a GenBank genome assembly.